This is a messenger RNA of Leptinotarsa decemlineata (Colorado potato beetle), 588 nucleotides long. It is a transcript of the gene RpS11, whose product is annotated as Ribosomal protein S11. Gene Ontology annotation, biological process: translation. Gene Ontology annotation, molecular function: structural constituent of ribosome. Lineage: Eukaryota; Metazoa; Arthropoda; Insecta; Coleoptera; Chrysomelidae. The record is from RefSeq and is a predicted model, not a curated record. Gene Ontology annotation, cellular component: ribosome; cytosolic small ribosomal subunit.
GUGUUGCGGAACGAUAAAUGGGAAAAGGAAGUAACUAGCGCCUCCUGCAUUAAUUCAAUAAAUAAGCAUAGUUCUUUUUUCCCUUCUUUCAAGUGUCAAAAUGGCAGACCAAACAGAGAGGGCUUUCCAAAAACAACCAACCGUUUUCGCGAACCGCAAAGUCGGUCCCAAGACUAAGAAGGUUGCCAGGCUGCACAGAAAUGUUGGACUGGGUUUCAAAACGCCCAGGGAGGCCAUCGAAGGACAUUACAUUGACAAGAAAUGUCCCUUCACUGGAAACGUUUCGAUCCGUGGUCGCAUCCUAACCGGAGUCGUCCAAAAACUGAAGAUGCAGCGUACCAUCGUUAUUCGUCGUGAUUACCUGCAUUACAUCAGGAAAUACAAUCGGUUCGAGAAGAGGCAUCGUAACAUGUCUGUUCAUUUGUCGCCCUGUUUCAGGGACGUCGAGAUUGGAGAUGUAGUCACUAUUGGAGAAUGCAGACCUUUGUCCAAAACAGUCAGAUUCAAUGUAUUGAAAGUGACAAAAGGCAGUAGUUCGAAGAAGAGCUUCAAGAAGUUCUGAAUGACCUAAAUAUAUUGUUCUAAGUA